Molecule: messenger RNA, 2639 nt
Organism: Manduca sexta (tobacco hornworm)
Lineage: Eukaryota; Metazoa; Arthropoda; Insecta; Lepidoptera; Sphingidae
Gene: Orc6
Product: origin recognition complex subunit 6
Exons: 6
Coding region: 122-988 (288 amino acids)
Biological process (GO): DNA replication initiation; DNA replication
Cellular component (GO): nuclear origin of replication recognition complex
Molecular function (GO): DNA binding
Source: RefSeq, a predicted model, not a curated record
UGUCGUCUUAUCAUAGACAAGACGCCAAAAGUCAUUAAAAGGCGCGCGCUUUUAUGUGGAACAAAUGUGCACGUAAAAAGUUUUUAUAAAUUGUGUGAAAGUUCAUUAAUUUUCUAAUAAUAUGGCAAAGCACAACAAAACUAUUCAUUUAAUUGCAUCUAAGCUCGACCUAGGCGAUGAAGAAAAGGUUUUAAGCAAAGCUGCGGAGUUUGAGCGGCUUUUGCAAACAAAGUCGAUUGCCGGCAGCAAUAUGACUGACACGAGUAAAAUGGUUAUAUGUCUGGAACUAGCUGCUGGAAUGUUCGGUGCUGAAUUUGAUGUAAAAACUGCCAUAAAAUAUUCUGGUCUGAAGCCCUCAAUGUACAAUAACAGCAAGAAAGUGGUGCAGAAUCUUCUAGAACUGAACGGCGAUAGACUGACAACAAAUCUGCUGUGUGUCUCCCUGCAGUGCAGUGGAGUCCAGGAGCAGGCGGACAGGAUGCUUGCUGAUUACUGUAAAUUGGCAAGAACGGAGGUUGACAUGAAUUUACCGCAAUAUGUAUGCAUGGCUGUGUACCAUGCUUGCAGGCUCAACAAAGUGAAAGUGUCAAAGGCAAAAUUGAUAGAAAAGUCAAGACUGAAACCAUCUCAGUGGACAAAACUGGACACAGAGUGGACUAAGUUUGUGGAUGCUAAUUUCACAGCUAUUAAGAAGAAGAGAGGCAGACAACCCAAGAAAGAUGCUGUUAUUGCUACAAUAGAAGAGUUGCAGAUCGAUACAAUCCCAAAAGAGGAACCAUCAGAACCUCAAAUAGAAUCAUAUCAAGAAUGGAAGCAGAGAAUGUUAAUAAUGGCAUAUGAGGAGUUGAAGAAUUUAGAUGCGGAUGUCGAUAAAAGAGAUUUCAGUUUGACGCCACGCAGGUCUCCCAGGAAAACCCCACAGAAGUUUUCACCAUACCAAAAUCCAAAAAAUGCGAAUGGUGUCAAGUUAUUAUUUCCAGAUUUAUAGUUAUUGUAUUCUGGAAACCUGCUUGUUAGUAACUUUACGUAAAUAUUUUUCAAAACAUGAAAAGUGCCUUUAACAGUGGCAAGAAUAUUUUCGUUCAGUCAUAAUGCAUGUUACAAAGUUAUGGAAGCGUUGACCGCUUGAAUGAAUUUUAUGUUGUUAUGUAACAAAUAUGGUUUAAAAUUCUUUAAUAAAAGUGUUGUGACUAUGUGGUGACAGGUAAAUAUUCUUGGCAUAUUAACUUAACUUUGUGGCCUUAAAUAGUACAAGGUAAGGGAAGCUUCAUGCACACUGAGAUGGAAAUAUAAAGCUAUGUAUAGACUGACAAUUCCUUGGAACAAUAUAUUGGUAAAAAAACAUUCAGAGAUGGUUACACUAUUCAAUAUUUCAAUUAUUAUGUAUACCUAUUACUCGCAAGGCCUGCAAGCUUUGGAUUUUGCAGAUUGUUUACAAUAUGAUAAUCGCUUGCAGAAGUAAAUUUUUGGAAGUUUUUUCCUUGCAAUAUAAAGUAUUUACAUUUACAGAAAUAUUUCAUGGAGAUAGGUUGGUUAUACUUUUUGAAGCAGUGCUCUAUUUUUAUAGAGUAAUGACUGAUUUAAAAACGAAUACAAAUAUUCAAUAUAAUUUAUCAGAAGAUUGCGUGUUCUAAUCACGCGGGGGUCACUAGUAUUUGAGAAAAUCUCCCAUAUUCUCCACACAUAAAAUGUUCUUAUACAAUUGCAGAAAAAAUAAUGAUUUUCAAUUAGCUUUGUCAAAUUCUAGCAGUGCUCUAUAAAAAUUGAGCCGUGACUCAAUAAGCAUAACCAACCUUAUACCCUAUCAUUUUAUUUUUAUAGGUCUAGCAAAUUUCUCAAGUGAAUUAAGAUUUUUUAAAUUUAAUUUUGUUAAAAUAUUUGGUCACUUGGGACAGUUAUAAGAUUUCAGCGGCUCUCAUGAAAUACCUUGGCAAGUCCAUGUUCAUUAUAGCUGCUUUAGACAGUAUAUUUAUCACAUUAUAAUUGGUUUUAUAACAUGUACUGACUGAAUUUUUGUAAAUUUUAUUACUGGAUUUAGUUGCAGAUAAUAUUUUAUAUCUAAAUGACGUCAGGGAGUCCUACACCGACUAUAGGGUGAAUACGUCUUUUCGCCUUUACGGGUAUUCUAAUCGAAGGGCACCUUUGAUAGCUCUGUAUGUAAAAAGUCGAUUUGUUGACUCUUUACCCAAAUAUAUAUCAAAGUUUUCCUUCAUCCAGAACGCCCGUAAUGACAAAAAUACAAAAAAGCCCAUGUAGACGGAAUAGGGCCUCUUGACUAUAAUAGUAAUUAUCAUUGGGUAAUAGAUACAUUUUAUUUAUUUCUUCUUACUCUCUGCCUUAAAGAUUUUGGUAGGUAUAUAGAAGCUCUAAAUUAUCUGCAAUUAUAAUAUAAUAAGUAGCGAUAAGUACCUUAGCUGUAAGCAAAGAUCAUCAAAAAUAUUAUUUAAGGCAAUAUAGCUUGCCGCAGUGUGAGUUUUACCUUAUAUUGAUUUUUUUUUAUUAAAGUUUUGUGCCUAUUAAUUGUUUUCAUAUGAAUGGCAAUAGUUUAAAUGUAUAUUUUAAUGAUAUCGAUAAUAAUUGUUAUAUGUUUUAAUAUUCAUGUACCCCAGUUGUAUUAUAAUAAAAUAUUUUUAUAAAUA